This is a messenger RNA of Bufo gargarizans (Asiatic toad), 3984 nucleotides long. It is a transcript of the gene CD99, whose product is annotated as CD99 molecule (Xg blood group). NCBI's taxonomy places the organism in Eukaryota, Metazoa, Chordata, Amphibia, Anura, Bufonidae. The record is from RefSeq and is a predicted model, not a curated record. Gene Ontology annotation, biological process: positive regulation of neutrophil extravasation; homotypic cell-cell adhesion; T cell extravasation. The coding region runs from base 121 to 846 and encodes 241 amino acids. The transcript is spliced from 16 exons.
GGUCACUAACUAGUCCCAGCUUUGGAACAGGGUGGAAACUUUAGUGCGGCUUCUGAGUGCUAUCCUGCCGGACACCUGGAGCACGUGAUCUCGCCAGAGGGGCUACUUACCUGCUUUACCAUGAGGCUGCCCGUGUGCUGCUGCCUGCUGCUCCUUGUAGCCGGGAUCAGAGGUCAAGAUGAAGAAAAUGAUGACUUCAAUUUAGAAGAUGCUUUCGGACCAAAUGAGUUGAAGCCCACUUUAAAACCCCAUCCAGGUGAAGGUGGCCCUACUCCAGAUAUUUUAGGUGGCUUUGAUUUUGAUGAUCAUGCAGGUGGAGUUGACAUACCCAAGAAGCCAACUCCAAAACCUCAACCAGGUGGAGGUGAUAGCAUACCCAAGAAGCCAACUCCAAAAACUCAACCAGGUGGCGGUGAUGCUGGAGAAUUUGAUUUGGGAGAUGCUCUUGGAGGAGGAGAUGAUGGUCACAACAAUCCAGCUAACAAACCUCAACCAGGUCAAGGUGGUGGAGGAGGUGGUGGUGGCAGAGAUAUUGGUGACGGUGAUCUUGGUGAACUUGGCCCUGAGGACCCUAGAGGACAUGAUGAUAAUCCAAGUGGUCGUGCAAUGCAACCAUCAUCUGGUGCAGAUGGACAGGGUCAAGGAGAAGGGAACCAGAGCGUGUUGGCCGGUGUGAUCAGUGCGGUGGCCGUGGCAGCAGUCGGCGCGGUAUCGAGUUUCAUAGCUUACCAGAAGAAAAAGCUCUGCUUCAAAGGCAAUGCAGAUGAUCCAGAAAACGUGAACAUGGAUGGUCAUAAAGUAGAACAGUCAGAACCUCAAGCUCAGAGUACUUUGCUUGCAAAAUAGAUGCUGGAAUUGGAUUACCUUGUGCCUCAAUGCAGCCCAUCAAGAUGAAACUCCCAAAGCAGAUGGACAUCAAAAGUUUUUAUUUUAUUUUUUAUUUUCAUUGGACGGCUGUUGUAAGCAGCACGGAGAAAUAUUGUGUGGACGUUUUACAAAUGUUCUUGGUCAGAUUGUGCCUGUUACAUGUUUGAUGUUACAAUUUUGGUUCAUAAAUUGUUUUAAUGCUCUGGCUUGCCAAAAAAAGUUAGAAAAUCUCUGCUUUUGUUUUCAUUUUUUGCUUGUCCGGAAACUGAAAACGCAUCCGUUUUGUUUAAUAUCACAUCCAAACAGAACGAAAGAUUUUUUUUCCCCCGCUAUAAAUAUACUUACUAACUACCAAAAAUAUAUCGCCAAGUCGUAAUUGUUGUGCUACUUGCCCGGCAUUUUUUAUAUUUUUUUUUAUAUAUAUUUCCUCUGCUGGGACUGUUAAUAUUUGGACUUACAAGGCAUUGUCUUAGAUAGAGCUAAAGUGCCUUUUCCAAUUUCAGCAGCUUUUUUUUGUGUGCGUGACAGAUUUAUCAAAAUGCGCACAAUAUAUGGUAAAUUUGUCACGACUGUUGUCAGGGGAAUAGAGAGUAACCAUUUUAAGCAACCCCAUCCCUGGAGUAAAAUGGUUUAAAUAAAAAGUGGCACUGUUGGAAAUGGUGCACGGAACCAGAAAAGAGGAAGGAGGUGCAAAAUGUUCUAAAACAGGCGUAAAUUCUUUUAAUAAAUGCGGCACGGUCUAUAAAGUUCUGAACCAACUGCCUGUGCUCUGAAGACCUGGUGGAAGGGUUGUGAUCAUCACCAGAAGAUGCUGGUCAAUACCAUUCCUGGAUGUAAAGUAGCGAUACUUCUCUUCUCAUUGACAUUGGUAAAUCUGCAUGUAAAAAGCUGUGGUUUUCAAUAGAAGUUGUCCUAAGUGCCCUUACCAGAUGUACAUGUAGACAAAAAGCUCAUGUAUGAAUAUGUGCAUAUUCUCUUUUGAAUCUUUAGUGUUAGUGGUACAGCUGUAAGGGUGGUAAAGGCCUGGGCGGGCAUGUGGUUUUUUUUUUUUGGUUUUUUUUUUAGUACAUUGUUGUUUUUAACUUUUACUUGAUUGCUUUUACAUCUGCCAACUGUUCUCAUUUGCUUGGGCAUAAAAGGCUUUGGUAAAUUAACUUAUUGCUUGGAUCUAUCGGCUCUCUUGACAUUUCUGUCUUAGUAAAUACUUGUAUUCCUUAUGACCUAACAAGGCAGCACAUAGAUCUUGUGCCCUUCCUCGGUAAUUCCUACUAGAAAUGUAUAAAUAAAUGUGCACAUAGAAGUGUGUCCCUACAUACUCGGAUACUGUCCAGUCAGUGCUGCCAGUGACACUGUGAAGGAACACAUCCCUUUGACAUGGAGUGGUUGUCAAUGUGUUUACUGCAUGGGGAAUACAAGUAUUUACUAAAACAGGGGAUAAGUCCUCCUUAACUAAAGGGUUAGACUGAAACAUACUUUUUACCUUAAUCGGCAUUCUCUUUAAAGUGACACUUCCAUUGGAAAGGGGUAUUUUUUUAAAACUUAAUAUUCAUAUCACUCUUUUUCAUUUCGGCGGUACUAUUCCAUUGAAAAUUGAAUACAAAUUGUUUUUCUUGCAGUCAACUGAUUAGACCGAAAAAGACAGGUCAUCCAUUGUCAUUUCACUGGACAUUUAUACUAUUUUUAAAGCUGUGAGGGAAAAUUUUUAUCUACUAGGUAAUCCUCAGUAUAAUAGUAGCUGUAGAUUUGGGAAAAACAGUAUGGAAGCUCUGUUGUUCUCUUGAUAGGCCUAGAUAAAGAUGCCCAUAGAAGAGCGUUGCCUAGUGUAAUGUAUAAUGCUCUAAUUGAGUCACUACUGGGGGCUCUCUGGUCAGAGUGAAUGGUCUGACGGAGAACGUCGAGCGAGGUCAUUUGCUGUUCUAAAAGUCCAAACAAAAAGGAUGUUAACGAGCCAUGACCGGAUUUGGAAUACUGUAUAGGGAGUGACUGCAAAAAAUGAUCAAGACAAACAUCCAGUUUUUUUUUUUUUUAAUAUAUAUUUAUAUAUAAUAAAAUUAAAAAAAAACAUGCAUAUAGGUUGCUAGUGAUAUUUUUAUGGAAGUGUCCCUUUAAGUAAUUUUCUGAUUCCCAUUGUAUAGAAGUUAGUUCUAUGCAGAAAUAGAUCUCAAGCCCCCAUAUACAGUAGACGGUUAUUAGCCAAACCCACCAUUUUUGGUAGGACUAGAAGACAAUCUGAUAUGUAUGGAUGUCUGAUCUUUUUGUUCUCCUGUGAGAUAGGCUCCUCUGAGGCUCUGCACCAGAUGUUACUUUAAAGUCUAUAGCAGGCAUGUCCAAACUGCGGCCCUCCAGCUGUUGCAAAACUACAACUCCCAGCAUGCCUGGAUAGCUUACAGCUAUUAGGGCAUGCUGGGAGUUGUAGUUUUGCAACAGCUGGAGGGCCGCAGUUUGGACAUGCCUGGUCUAUAGCAAGUUAUAAAAGUCUACAUACCCAGCUUUUUUUUUUUUUUUUCACAUUUUCUGGGUUUGUGGCAUUUUUUUCAAAGCUCAGCAUGGCAUUUUGGUUUUUUUCUAUAGGCUUCUCUAUAGGACUUGAAAAUCCCAAGUAAAUGAACACCCUGAAAAAGCAUUAGAUAAAUACCAACCCAUCCUGAUGACUGUCCUAUGACAUGCUGAUUGAAAUCCAGCAUCCACGCCCCUGAGGAGCUUCACAGCUUAUUGUCGCACUCUUCCCAGAUCUUGCGUGCCUAUUAAUCUGUCAUGUUUAUGGAGGAGAAUGUAUGCUGAGAUGGCUUAUUGGUCUGAUUAAAAUGGCGGUAUCCCACUGCUGACUCUUUUCUGGUGUGGCAGAAAAGUCCUAUUCAAUAGGGUAUGUGUUUUCAUUAGUUAAGUAGGAGAGGUACGGAUGUAAGGCAUAUACAAUUAAUUUCGUCUUUAUAAUGGCUAUCCGUAUAAAUUGAUGAGACUUGAUAUAAUUGUUACAGAAUGGUCAAGGUUUUAGGGCUCUUUAUAUACUGCAAAAAAAAAAUACUAUACUUGCAUUACCUUCUUGUGUGGUUUUUAUUCAUGUUACUUUACAAAUUGCCUGUUACAGUGUGCGCUAAAUAAAUGUUUUUUUUUCUA